Etheostoma cragini (Arkansas darter) is the source of this 898-nucleotide messenger RNA. RefSeq names its product zinc finger protein 586. The transcript is spliced from 2 exons. Gene Ontology annotation, biological process: negative regulation of transcription by RNA polymerase II; regulation of cytokine production; regulation of immune system process. The record is from RefSeq and is a predicted model, not a curated record. Bases 60 to 653 code for a protein of 197 amino acids. NCBI's taxonomy places the organism in Eukaryota, Metazoa, Chordata, Actinopteri, Perciformes, Percidae.
CCGCCGCCGCCAUCCCGACCCCCGCCGCCGACAGGUUCUACGCCUGCCCGCAGUGCGACAUGAGCUUCCGGACGUCCACGCAGCUGUCGAAGCACCAGGUGACGCACGUGAAGCAGCUGCUGGACGGGUACACGCCAGGCAAGGAGAACCUCGCCGAGACCUCCUCGGACCUCAAGAUCCGCCUCAAGCUCUGUUCCCGCGACAAGCCCAACUUCUACACGCUGUGCAAGAAGAACCGCCGCCGCCGCGGCGCCGUGAGACGCAACCCCGCCCCCUCUGAGGACGGCAGCGGUGACGGCGGCGCCGGGCGCUACUGCUGCAGCCAGUGCGGGAAGCGGUUCAGCCACGCCUCCAGUCUGGCGCGGCACCAGCAGACGCACCGGACGGCGGCGGGGGGGGACGGCGGCAGGCGGGGGAAGCUGUCCCAGCACCUUCACGUCAAAACCGGACUUUCUGGCGCCGGCGUCACCGGCGCCAAAACCAAGACGUACACCUGCGGCGCCUGCAGCAAGACCUUCAUGCACUCGUCCAGCUUCUCGCGCCACAAGAAGGCGCACGUGGAGGAGGAGACGCGCGCACGGGCCGCCGCCAACAAGCGCCGGAAGAGGGUCGUCCUGGACGAGACGGCGCCGCUGGAGUCAGACUCGGAGUGACGCCGGCUCGGGAACGGGUUUGGACCGGCUUAUGGGUCAGCUCUGAACCAGUUUAAAGACAGACUCUGGAGAGGCUUCAUUUGGAAAAGGUCUGGACCAGUUGGGGACAGAUUCUGGACCUGGUUGGGGACAGAUUCUGGACCUGGUUGGGGACAGAUUCUGGACCUGGUUGGAUCCUGAUCUUAUCCUGAUCUUCAGCUGGGGACAGAUUCUGGACUUGUUGGGGACAGAUUCUGGACCUGGUU